Trypanosoma grayi is the source of this 518-nucleotide messenger RNA. Its product is annotated as acyl-CoA dehydrogenase. The transcript has a single exon. Gene Ontology annotation, biological process: fatty acid beta-oxidation using acyl-CoA dehydrogenase; fatty-acyl-CoA biosynthetic process. NCBI's taxonomy places the organism in Eukaryota, Euglenozoa, Kinetoplastea, Trypanosomatida, Trypanosomatidae. The annotation marks the transcript as partial. The record is from RefSeq and is a predicted model, not a curated record. Gene Ontology annotation, molecular function: flavin adenine dinucleotide binding; fatty-acyl-CoA binding; glutaryl-CoA dehydrogenase activity.
AUGUUGUGCCGCCGCACGGGACGGGCAUGUGCGGCCGUCGUCGUGAAUAGUAACAUCAGUGGCGGCCGCACUGCGCUUCAGUGUGCCCGCCGCCACACGUCCUUUGACUACGCUGAGUACAACAACAGAGACCCGCUGUUUCUGCGCCAGCAGCUGACGAGCAGAGAGAAUGAAAUGCGAGGCACGGUGCGCGCCUUCUGCAUGAAGACGCUUCUCCCCCGCGUGACAAACGCGUACCGGCAAGCGCGUGACGACCGCGACAUCUAUCGCGAGCUGGGCGCGAUGGGGGUGCUAGGACCGACGAUUGACGGCUAUGGUUGCGCUGGCGCCAGCUCCGUUGCCGCUGGCCUCAUCGCGUACGAGUUGGAGGCCGUUGACAGCGGCUACCGCUCCGCGUGGUCGGUGCAGUCGUCGCUCGUGAUGCACGCGAUCCGCGCGUUCGGCAGCGAGGCGCAGCAGCAGCGGUGGUUGCCGCAGCUGGCGAGCGGCGCGCUGGUCGGCUGCUUUGCGCUGACGGA